AUGGCGGACGACCCGAAAGCGAGACCCAGCGUUUCUUCCCACCCCGAUGAGAUGACCGCCUGCUUUGUACACUCGCUGAUCGCGGGCGACUGGGGACACCCGCCGCACUACCACAAACCGAAAGACCUGGACGGCGUCAUAAAGAAAUCCAAGCAUGAGGGCGCGCUGGACGACGGCGAAGAUGCCGACCUAAGUGAUGCCUCCAUGGCCGAGAAAGCCCUCGUGCAGUCGCGCCAUUUGACCAAGAAGCAACUCUCUGACAUGGCCUGGAACGUUCGCAAGCUGUCCAAGAAACUGGAUAGCAUCAAGCUCAAGCUCACGGUCAAAACGGUCUUCCUGGUCACCAAGGCGGGUGACCAGUCGGUCAUCGGAUCAACGCGGGAGGUCGCCAGCUGGCUUCUGUCCAAGGAUCGUGCCACCCAGUAUAAUGUCUACGUGGAGAAGCGGCUGGAGUCGGAUCCCGAGUUCGCUGCGGCGCAGAUACUGAAGGAGGAGCCUUCCGCAAAGAGUCGUCUGAAGUACUGGGACCAUGAGCUGGCGGUGGAUAAAGCCCAUUUGUUUGACUUCGUCGUUACGCUUGGGGGUGAUGGGACGGUUCUCUUUACGAGUUGGCUCUUCCAGCAUGUCGUGCCGCCGGUGCUUUCGUUUUCGUUGGGCUCGCUGGGCUUCUUGACCAAGUUCGACUUCAACGACUAUCAGAAAACCCUUACGAACGCCUUCAGGGAUGGCGUGGUGGUCAAUCUGAGAUUACGGUUCGAAUGCACAAUCAUGAGGAGCAAUCCCCUACCGGACAGCUCGCCGGCCAGUGCAAAGAAACGGGAUCUGGUGGAAGAGCUGAUCGGGGAAGAAAGCGAUGAUACGUUAACCCAUAGGCCGGAUAAGGUUCUUCAAAUAUUAAACGAUGUCGUCCUGGAUAGGGGGCCAAAUCCUACAAUGUCGUCGAUUGAACUGUUUGGCGACGAUGAGCAUUUCACCACACUUCUCGCUGAUGGUGUCUGUAUAGCGACGCCUACCGGCUCAACAGCGUAUAACCUAGCGGCUGGGGGGUCGCUAUCCCACCCGGAUAAUCCGGUCAUUCUGGUGACUGCGAUAUGCGCUCACACGCUUUCAUUCCGGCCCAUCAUCCUGCCGGAUACGAUUGUUCUCCGGAUGGGAGUGCCGUAUGAUGCCCGGACAAGCUCAUGGGCCAGCUUUGACGGUCGAGAGAGGAUUGAGCUACAACCCGGCGACUAUGUGACCGUUUCUGCAUCGCGAUACCCCUUCGCGAAUGUCCUGCCCCGAGGCCGACGCGGCGAUGAUUGGGUACACAGCAUCUCGAAGACACUGAAUUGGAAUUCUAGACAGAAGCAGAAGAGCCUCGACCCGGAGCGGGGGGAAAAGGGCGGUAAAUAA
Aspergillus heteromorphus CBS 117.55 is the source of this 1392-nucleotide messenger RNA. RefSeq names its product putative NAD+ kinase. The record is from RefSeq and is a predicted model, not a curated record. Gene Ontology annotation, biological process: NADP+ biosynthetic process; NAD+ metabolic process. The coding region runs from base 1 to 1392 and encodes 463 amino acids. Lineage: Eukaryota; Fungi; Ascomycota; Eurotiomycetes; Eurotiales; Aspergillaceae. Gene Ontology annotation, molecular function: NAD+ kinase activity. The transcript is spliced from 3 exons.